Glossina fuscipes is the source of this 579-nucleotide messenger RNA. Its product is annotated as S-phase kinase-associated protein 1-like. Gene Ontology annotation, biological process: SCF-dependent proteasomal ubiquitin-dependent protein catabolic process. Bases 1 to 519 code for a protein of 172 amino acids. NCBI's taxonomy places the organism in Eukaryota, Metazoa, Arthropoda, Insecta, Diptera, Glossinidae. The transcript has a single exon. Gene Ontology annotation, cellular component: nucleus; cytoplasm. Gene Ontology annotation, molecular function: cullin family protein binding. The record is from RefSeq and is a predicted model, not a curated record.
AUGCCUAACAUUAAAUUGCAAUCGUCCGAUAACGAAAUUUUCAUUGUUGACAUACAAGUUGCAAAAUGUUCAGGUACUAUUAAAGCCAUGCUGGAAGAUUGUGGUAUGGAAGACUGUGAUAAUAUUGUUGUGCCUUUGCCAAAUGUAAAUUCGGCCAUAUUACGAAAAAUAUUGGAAUGGGCUGCUCAUCACAAGGAUGAUAAGUCUACCGCUGAUAAUGGCGAUAAUGAUGAUGGCGAUAAUAAUGAUGAUGAUGAUGAUGAAGACAACGAAAUUGAUAUUUCGACAUGGGAUGCUGACUUUCUUGACAUAGACCGAGUCGAUUUAUUCCAAUUGAUACGUGGUGCAAACUAUCUGAAUAUGGAGAGUUUGUUGCGUGCUGCCUGCCAAACGGCAGCCGAUAUGCUAAAAGGCAAGACGUCAGAAGAAAUGCGUGAUAUGUUUAAAAUUAAAAACGAUCUUACACCUGCCGAAGAGGCGGAUAUACGGAAAAUAAACGGAUGGUUGGAAGCGAUGUGAAAUUUAUUUCCCUUUAUUGGAAAUAAGUUUUAAUAAAAUGCAGCAUUUUUCGCGCUUCAA